CUCUCCUGCAACUCCUCCCUCUGGUCUAUUUUCUGAAUACGAUGUAGUCCCUUGUUUAGCUCAGCAAGCUCAGAAAAGAACAGCUCAUCUUCUGCAAGAGUCGUCACCCCACUCCUACUCAGACAGCAACAACAAACAUUCUUAUAGGGGCCCGCCAACAUACUUUUGGGCAACGACGCAUUCUUCACCCAGCGCAACUGCGUCAUAAUAGCAACUGGUUCUCAUUCUCAUUUUCUCUGUCUUUUGAGCCAACCCUCUACCUCUAGCCCUCCAGAUUUUCCGGGCUAGAGUGGACGUAUCGCCGUAUCGAUGCGUGCCAUCUUUACCACUAGCUCUCACCCCUCGGCUCCCGCUCCAGACACGUCCACCUCGGCGACCACGUCGCAAGGUUCUCCACCACCACCUCCUCCUCCAUUAGUCUCCGUCUCUUCUCCGGAUGAAUCGGCAACACCUCGUCGUAUCAAAUCGAAAGCCUCGCUACGAAGUACCCGGAGUAUCGGCAGCAGCCUCCUUCACGAAGACGACGGCGACGACGCCCAAUCCGAAAAGUCUCUCAUCCGCCCGAACAUUCUCCGCCGUCUAUCACCCGGCUUAGCUGCACGCGUGAAGUUACUGGACGGAAGCUCCAAAACAGCAACAUCCCCCCGGAACCCCGGUGCGGUUGGAAGGAUUCCCGAGGAGCAGAUCAAGGAGUUGGAUAGUCUACACAAGGUCCAGUCGAUCGAAGUUGAGAGAAAGGGCCGCGCUUGGAGCGGAAUAUCGUUUGCCAACAAAACUCAAAAACAACAGGUACAGCGAGAACCACUACCACAAUCAGGCGUGCCUGAACCACCGGUCGCGGAGUCAACCCCUGGGUCGGGUCAGGACGCCACAUCCGACCGCCUGGAAACAAAAGAAGAGAAAGUGGAAAAUACGCCAACUACCAUGUCUGUUGUUGAGCCAGCCCCGGCACCGCUGGGCCCGGAAAUAAGUGAUCCUAACAUUGAAGACCAGACCGAUGGCCCAACAGAUUACGAGAAGUACAUUCAAAAAACUAGCGAGCUCGAAGCAGAAGCAAACGGCGCGCCACGCCCGCCCCCGAAAGACUCCCCUCCUAUCCAGUCGAGCGCGUCAUCGAACACUCAGUCAUACUUUAAUCCUCACGGUCUUCACCGGACGUCAUCGAUAUACUCUAGUACCAAUUCGAUAUUCUCAUUCUCACGAUCCUCGUUCAGCAAUCAGAUUUCUCAGCUUACCUCCAUCGCCCUUCCACAGCCCUCAUCGCUUGAAGCUAGCAUCGCUUCGAUAUCGAACGCUCCGGCCGCAGUUAAAGCCUUGACCGGUGCCGCGGAACAGAUUCAGAUAUGGAUCAGAAAGGCAUCGAACGUGCUGAACGGACUUGAUGCGGAGGAUGACGUGGUAUGGGCCGCGGCCGCUGGACGGGAAGGCCUUGAUGGUGUGGACAAGGCGAUCACAAAGUUUGAAAGCCUAGUUAAUGUCUAUGUUAAAGCUAUCGAAGAUGUGCAGCUGCGCGAGGACAUCGCUAAUGUCAGCACUGAUGGCUUAGAGACGAUUGUUACCCAAAUGGACAGCAUCCUACAGAGUUGGGCCAACAUCAAGUCGCGGCUCCGGGCAGUGAAAGAGCAGGUGGAAUUGGCAAUGGAGUGGGAGGAACUAUGGAAUAGUGUCCUAGGUGAUGUGGGCGAGGAAGUUGAGGAGCUAGAAGGACUGGUUUUCGAGAUGGAGGCGAAGCGACACUUCAAUCUGGCGAAUGAGGACUCUACUGGGUUGGAUAUCAACGAACUCGAAACGAUUGUGGAGGAGACGCCUUCUAGUGGUCGAUUUUUGAAUAAACGUUCCAGCAUGGGAUCCCUCUACCCUGCACCGCCUGCUUUGGACAGGCCGAUUAUUCAAACUCCGCAGGAUGACACGAAUCACUCUAAUCUUGUUGAACUAUUCGCCCGUCUUCAGCCGCUGCGCGCCUCGCUUGAUUUCUUGCCUAUGAGGCUUUCCAUGUUCCAGUCACGCGCGGAGAAAGUUUUUCCGUCUGCAUGCACGGAGUUGAUGGAGCGCCGCGAGAAACUUGAGAAGGACUACAAGAAUCUGCAGGCAGAUGCUGAAACAUUGCGGAAGGAGCUAGAGGAAGACCGGUGGAUCAUGGUCUUUCGGAACGCUGGCUCUCAGGCGCAGAAAAUGUUUGAGUCUGUUGAGAGAAGCAUCUCAAAGCUGCAAGAGGGCCUUGAGACGGGCAUGCAUUUGCAUAAUCCUGCAGGCAUGACGAAUCGUAUUGAGAGCUACGAGGCCAAGAAGCAGCAUUACGUCCCUGCCAUAGACCGGGUUCUUACAAUCACCCAGAAAGGAGUCAAAGACAGACUAACUGUGAAUGGCGAAAUCCUUCGGCUUCUGGCAAACAUGGAAUCCCAGGUCAACGCCUUGAGAGCCAGUAUCAAGGUGAUGGACUCGUCUUUAGAAGACAUUCAAGACUUGAGGUCACAACAUAUGCGCGAUUCCAUUUCCACCGUCCUGACGAUAGAUAGUCCAGCUACGGGAAGCCUUGCGGACACUCCAGGAAGCUCACCGGCAUCAUCGGUGGUCAUGACUCCAGCCAACAAGUCCAGUCGGCGAGGUAGCUCCGUCGGCUCCGCGGCUCGAACAUCGACCGGACGCCGGGUUUCAGGACUACCGCAACUUGCCUCCAACCUAACCGGCAGAAAGCCCAGCAAUCCCAAGGCCACCCCUAAGACCACGCUGACAGCGCCGUCUCCAACGCCAGCAGCACGAAAGCCUGCACAGCCUGCACAGCCUGCACUCUCGCCUGCGUUGCUCAACCGACCACGGUGGAAUACCAGUACGAACACCAAUGACCUGGAUGUGGGACAUAAGUACAAGCCUUGGACGCCUUCGUUGCGCAAACAAACUGCUCCCUCACGCGGGACACGCCCUUCGUCGACAAUUCCACCCCGGGACCCAUCUACGUCUCCCGUACCACCGACCGCUAGAUCUGCGAGCCGUAUAUCCAGUCGCCUAGGCUUGCGUAGCCCUGGGCGCACAGCGUCUCCAUCACCCAGUCCCUCCAUCUUGGAUCCUCCUCCUUAUAGCAAACUUCGACGCCCGGCUGGAACAGAGAACAUGUCCAAUACCCCCCGCAGCCGCCAGAGUUUUGCCGGGACAUCGUUCAAUCGCAGCGUCUCUCAGGAACAGGGACGAAGCGACAGCCCUACGAAAGCUGCUCGUCCCGGUACAGCACUUGGACACUCAGGAAGCCGCCGCAUCAGUUUGCUUCCUCUGCCGCGGAACCGUAACAAGGAUAAUUUCCCGUCAACUCGGAGCAAGCUCUCGGAACGACCUCCGUGGCGUGGUUAAGCAUGAAGGAGAUUACCACGGUCUUAUUCAUCUGCUGCCUCGAAGUUCAUAUUUUAUCUUCUCCCUUGUAUUAUCUGUGGUCUUUCGGGUUGUCAGAUUGCUUCGAUGAUUCCCCUUUUGCAAAGAUACCUACCAUAUGAUUUAGCGCAAUGUAUACAUUCAAUCAGGUGUAUGGAGUUU
Aspergillus nidulans FGSC A4 is the source of this 3522-nucleotide messenger RNA. Its product is annotated as protein migA. The transcript has a single exon. The coding region runs from base 310 to 3342 and encodes 1010 amino acids. Lineage: Eukaryota; Fungi; Ascomycota; Eurotiomycetes; Eurotiales; Aspergillaceae. The record is from RefSeq and is a predicted model, not a curated record.